AGACUUCUUGUGUUAGACUUGCUCUUAGUUAUAUAACUAUCUUAUUGAAAGUAUUUGAAGAAAAGGCUGAAACAUUAUUAUUAAAUCCCCAUCAGCGUCUAAAUUAUUUCAUAUACUACAACUAUAAAGCAGUCAUGUCAUCAAGUGCAAAUCCUAUUAUCAACUUGAAAGUAGUACAUCAAACUACAGAGGUCUACUUUAAGAUUAAAAGAAAAUCUACAUUGAAAAGAGUAUUAGAAUCUUUUAGUCGAAGGUUGGGACAAAGUGUUGAAAGUUUAAGAUUUAUGAUAGAUGGUCACAGAGUAACGAGUAAAGAUACACCAGAGAAAUUGAAAAUGGAAGAUGGUGAUGUCAUUGAAGCUGUUGUUUUCCAAGCUAGUGGAUGAAUUUCAUUUCAUUUCUUAUACUUUACAUUUAUAGCAGUUUUACUCCCCAUUGUAAGUUAUGUUAUUUUAUUUGCAUGUAUUAUUAUUUGUUUUAAUGCUAAAUGUUAGCUUAAAAGUUGUACCAUAUCUCUUUUUAUAUAUUUAAAUUCUUCUAAUAUAUUAGAUUCAUAUUAUUAUUAAUUUAUUA
Scheffersomyces amazonensis is the source of this 573-nucleotide messenger RNA. RefSeq names its product ubiquitin-related domain-containing protein. Bases 135 to 386 code for a protein of 83 amino acids. Gene Ontology annotation, molecular function: protein tag activity; ubiquitin-like protein ligase binding. NCBI's taxonomy places the organism in Eukaryota, Fungi, Ascomycota, Pichiomycetes, Serinales, Debaryomycetaceae. Gene Ontology annotation, cellular component: nucleus. Gene Ontology annotation, biological process: protein sumoylation. The transcript has a single exon. The record is from RefSeq and is a predicted model, not a curated record.